Messenger RNA from Histoplasma capsulatum G186AR, 2060 nucleotides. Its product is annotated as phosphatidate cytidylyltransferase. The record is from RefSeq and is a predicted model, not a curated record. Bases 86 to 1453 code for a protein of 455 amino acids. Gene Ontology annotation, molecular function: phosphatidate cytidylyltransferase activity. Lineage: Eukaryota; Fungi; Ascomycota; Eurotiomycetes; Onygenales; Ajellomycetaceae. Gene Ontology annotation, cellular component: endoplasmic reticulum membrane. The transcript is spliced from 4 exons.
CGCCCUCCAGCUACGAAGGCUGUCUGGGAUCUCUAGACGCCUGGUUCGACAUCCCUAGGCCUAUCCAUUCUAUUCCGCCUCAAUGAUGGGCAGGCCGCGAAGAAAUGUCCGCUUCCAGCAUCGGGCCGCUACCACUGACGCCAGGCAGAGCUCUGACCUCAGCGACAUAUCAGAACCCCCCAGUCCCAACAAAAAUGGGGCUUCGAGAGGAAAUGAAGGGAUUUCGGAAGAGAAAUCCAACGAGCCUACUGUCUCCGAAUACGAAAAGAAGAAACAGACUUUCAUAACCCGGACGAUAUGGACAUUUGUUAUGAUCGCAGGUUUCUUCAUUGCCAUGUUCUCCGGCCACAUCUAUCUCAUUGCCAUCAUCACGGUUGUCCAGAUCAUUUCGUUCAAGGAGGUCAUCGCUAUUGCAAACGUCCCCAGCAAGGCCAAGAACCUCAAGUUCACCAAGUCGCUCAAUUGGUACUUCCUUGCAACGACAAUGUAUUUUCUGUAUGGAGAGAGCGUGAUAUAUUAUUUCAAGCACAUCCUACUCGUCGAUAAAGUGUUACUACCUCUGGCUACGCACCAUCGAUUUCUCAGCUUCAUGCUCUACGUUAUGGGUUUUGUCUUCUUUGUGGGGUCACUCCAGAAGGGGCAUUACAGAUUUCAAUUUACCCAGUUUGCUUGGACACACAUGGCUCUCUACCUCAUCGUGGUCCAGGCUCAUUUUAUCAUGAACAACAUUUUCGAAGGCAUGAUCUGGUUCUUCCUUCCUGUAUCUCUUGUGAUCACCAACGAUAUCUUUGCCUACAUCUGCGGCAUUACCUUCGGCCGCACGCAGCUCAUCAAAUUGUCCCCCAAGAAGACCGUUGAAGGCUUCGUUGGCGCGUGGAUAUGCACUAUCCUAUUCGGCUACGGCAUGACCAAUGUUCUUAUGAAAUAUAAAUACUUUAUUUGCCCCGUCAACGAUCUUGGCUCUAACGCCUUGACUGGUCUGGAAUGCAUCCCAAACCCCGUCUUCACGCCACGACCAUAUCACUUGCCGAGCUGGACGCCUUGGACAGAUUCACCUCCCAAAACCGUCCACUUGGCCCCCAUGCAAAUCCAUAUCUUCGUCUUCGCAACCUUUGCAUCUCUAAUUGCCCCAUUUGGUGGCUUCUUUGCCUCGGGACUGAAGCGUACCUUUAAAGUAAAGGACUUUGGCGAAUCGAUUCCCGGCCACGGCGGCAUCACUGAUCGUAUGGACUGCCAAUUCAUCAUGGGUUUUUUCGCAUACAUGUAUUACCAUAGUUUUAUUGCUGUUUACAAGGCCAGUGUGGGGAAUGUUAUCGAGAUGGCCAUCAAUGGUUUGACCGUUGAUCAGCAAUUAGAGGUUAUUCGGGGCCUGAGCAAGUAUCUAUACAAUCAAGGAGAGGUUUCCGAAAAUAUGUUCGAAUGCCUCAGCCAAGAUUUCCGCGUAAACCGAUAGAGAUUCGCCUUAUACAGCAAUAUAUAUAGUUACAUGGCUGCUUAAUACCCCCCCACUCCUCCGAAUCAUGAUCAAACUUCCUCUCCCGCCUAAAUCUCCCCAAGAAUCGUCUGUGUCUAUGAAAUUAUUGAUCCUUGCUUUUUUGAACCCCCUUCGCAGAUUCCAUUUUCUUAUGUUUGGCUUUUGAUUCAAUUCGAUUUAUUUUAGUAUUUUCACGUCGCUUUAUACAAAGCCCCUUUUCUUACUUAUUCUCCUAUAUCGCCUUGCAUCUCGUUACGACGAAAUUUAACCCGUUUGCUCGCUUCCAUUUCUUUCCUAAAACAAGUGCCUUUUCUCUGUCCUGGACCGCGAUCAUAUAUACUACCUUUUCUUUGUCCUUUUUCUUUUGUGUUCCCUUCUGAGACGCUUGUCGUCUAGGUCAUCCCCCUAGCCUUGGAUUCCUUCUCUUGAUUGCUUGAUUAAUUUAUAUGUUGAAAUUGGGAGAAAAUGCAACUAUACAAGUUGAAUUGCAUCUUUAAGCUGCUUAUCAACAGAAAUUGUAUUUUUUCGUGUUAGGAUUUUUUGUCUUCUUUUAUUCAAUGACAUUAUAAACACUUUUUCUAUUUUC